Messenger RNA from Zingiber officinale, 805 nucleotides. RefSeq names its product protein LURP-one-related 8-like. NCBI's taxonomy places the organism in Eukaryota, Viridiplantae, Streptophyta, Magnoliopsida, Zingiberales, Zingiberaceae. Bases 13 to 618 code for a protein of 201 amino acids. The record is from RefSeq and is a predicted model, not a curated record. The transcript is spliced from 2 exons.
GCUUCUCUCUUCAUGGCCAAGGUUCAUCCUAACGCGGCUCACGGGCCACUGGAGAUGGCAGUCGUCAGGGAGGAAGACGGCGGUGGGGCAGCGGCGGUGUUGACGGUGUGGCAAAAGUCGUUGUUGUUCGGUUGUAGUGGGUUCACGGUCUUCGAUGGACAAGGCAAUUUAGCCUUCCGGGUAGACGUCUACGGAGGAGACGCCGCCGCUGGGGCACUUGUGCUCAUGGAUUCUUCCGGCACGCCUUUGCUCACUCUCCGGCGAAAGAAGCUAAGUCUAGGGGAGACGUGGAUGAUAUUUAACGGCGAGGACGCCGCCGACCCUGUUUACUCCGUCAAGCGGCACGUGAGCCUCCGCCAGGGGAAGGCGAUCGCGCACGUGACCCCCCGCCGGCGUGGGGGAGCCGGCGGCGGGUACGAGAUCGAGGGAUCGUACGCGCGACGGAACUGUAAAGUGUACGACGAGGGGCGACGAGUCGUGGCGGAGGUACGGCGGAAGGAGACGGUCGGCGGCGUGGCCUUGGGCGAGGACGUCUUCCGCCUGGUCGUGGAGUUGGAUUUCGACGCGUGCCUGGCGAUGGCCGUCGUGAUCGUGCUGGAUCAGAUGUUUGGGCGAUGAUGAUCACGAGGAUUGACGGUUGAGAUUUGAAGAUGUUGUCUGCUGCCGGCCUUUCGGUUUAACCGUGGUUUUGUGUUUUAGUUAAUUAAACCAUGGGUCAGCCGAUGGAGCAAAAUGGGAGCUGGCCUCUAUAAUAAUCAAAUAUGCCAUAUUUUCAUCCAUACCUCUAACUUUAUAAAAACCCACU